This is a messenger RNA of Rodentolepis nana, 2871 nucleotides long. NCBI's taxonomy places the organism in Eukaryota, Metazoa, Platyhelminthes, Cestoda, Cyclophyllidea, Hymenolepididae. The record is from the annotation of a GenBank genome assembly.
AUGGAUAAUGGCUUGUUCAGUGGCUUUGGAUCGCAAAGUUCUUCAUUUCCAAAACCCAAUUUAUUUUCUGAAACAGUAAAAAAUGAACGCGUUGGGCUUUUCAACAACAUAUCCGAAAAUUCCUCAACAGGAGGUCUGUUCGCGUCCUCUAACUUAUCUGCCGCGCCAAAUGGACUAUUUGGAUUGUCCACUCGCGAUUCAACUGGAAAGUCGGGUCAAACAAUUUCACUAGAAGAACCUAAAUUUGAAAUUGAAGACUCAGAAUCUUACGCAAUUGACUUGACUUCCGAUAAUGCAUCUGACGACCAACCAUCCUCUUUUCAGCUUUUGCCAGAAUCUAACAAUGAAUCGGGGAAAAGUGCCUUAUUUUCAUAUUUACCUUCUCAUUCAUCAAUUAAUAAUGCAUCGAAGGGUGAUUUCUUUUCCGGAUUUGCUAGAUCGGAAAAUUCGUCAGUUAAAAAUAUUGCUCCAUCGACUAACCUCUUCAUUGGAUUUGACAAAACACCCCAAAAUAAAUCGCAGUCUUCCUCAACUUGUUAUAACCCCUCUGGAACUGGAUCAAUGGUAUCUCAAAAACAACUUUUAAGUGGAAGUGAUUUAAACGCUAAAAAGGGUGCUCAUGUUUUGUUUGACCAGUCAUACUUACAACAGAAGGCAAAUCCUCCAUUUUCUUCCAUUAAAAAGUCGUCUUCCGUGCCUUCUUUCACCAGCAGUGACGAAAGCACACACGAAAGGGCCACAACAAUACAACAACGUUUGACCAUCUUAGAAGCGAAGGACAAGGCUGAGCAUAAACGUAGACAGGCCGUUUCUCUUCCCAUCAACCCAUCAAACGAUGCCUCAAAAUUCAAACAAGUCACUAUUGGAAAUUGCCCUGAUAUGUGUCCAGAAACUGAAAGGUAUCUUCGUGAGUUUCGACAUCGAGUUUCUUUGUUCGAGACUCCUCAGAAUGAGGCUAAUUCGGGAUCUGGUGCUUUCUUUCAAAUGGAUCAUACCCGUGCUGUGAAGGAUUACAGCCGGUCGGCUGCAGAUCAGGCUGAGCCGUUACCUUGGGAAUUGAGACCUCCUGAAGUCCUCGAUCGCACUAUGAACUAUCUUCUAGCAGCUAUUGCGGAUAGGCCGGAAAAGGAAGGCGGCGAAAAUCUUUGGAAGCCAUGGUACGAAUUCCUCUGGACACGAACGCGAGCUAUUCGCAAGGACAUCACUCAGCAGCGUCUGUGUUCACCCACCAUCGUGUCUAUUGUGGAAAAGAUCACUCGAUUCCACAUCUUCUGCGCUGCACGUCUUGUUGAUCAGUCAUUGGAUGCUUUUGAUCCUCGCAUUAAUUCGGAGAACCUUACUCAGUGCUUGCAGACCCUGAAGGAGCUUUAUUCAGAUAUUCAAAGUUCUGCAGGAAGCAACGCGAUGGUGAAAUUGUGUCCCCGUGAGGCCGAAUUUCGGGCCUACAUGAUUCUCAUGAAACUCAAUGAGUGUUCAGUCUUGGAGCCACAGUACACUGAUUGGGUCUUUUUUGCUUGCUCUCAGAUUGGUUCUACAAAUAGCCAUAGCCAUAUGUCUGUCUACCUCUGUAGUGAAGUUCAGAAGUUCCCCGAGGCAGUGCGCAAAUCACCUGAGGUGCAGUUUGCUAUUUCCGUGCACUCCGCGGUGGCCGAGCGCAAUCACGUCCGUUUCUUCCGUUUAAUUCGUCAAGCUAACUGUCUCACAGCGUGUCUUCUCCACCGGUACUUCGGACAAGUCCGGUCACAUGCUCUCCUUGCCCUCUCCUCCGCAUUCCUCGGACAUCCUAGGCAUGAAGUCAUUUAUCCGCUGUUCAAAUUCGUGCACCAACUCGGCUUUGAAUCGUCCGAAGAUGCACAAGAAUUCUGCGAGCACUGGGGUGUUUUUGUCUCCAACGAGGUGGUAGUUUUCUCUCGAAACUCACCUCCCCGUGAGCCAGAACUCGCUUGGAAGGAAAGACGGUCUCCUAAGCUAAUUGAAGGCAAACGGAAAGGCCGUAGUCUUUGUGAUCUCUUCAAUGGUGGACAACUAGAUUCUGCCUUCGAAAAACCAGAGCCUGUCCACUCUUCCUUCGAUGUUGAUGGAAAUUUGCUUCCUAUUCAAGUGAUCCAACAGUCUCCGUUCUGUCCAUCCUCCAACAAAACCAAUUCACCAAUCGUACAUUCUAAUGAUGCGAGUAAUGACAAUGAAAAGGAGGUGAUUGACUUGUCUGUAGAGGAAGGGCAGGAGAAUGAAGGUGCUGAUGGAUACCAAUUUGUGGAUAACUGUGAUGAGGAAAAUGGGUCGCAAGAAGAUGAUCCUCAACCAUCACCGGUUCAAUUUUCUCGACCAACUUUUCAGUGGCACUCUCCAUUUUCGACUACCUCCGAUAUUACCAAACCUCCAAUCGUUCCUUCGUCAACUGAGGUUAUUGACGUUGAGAGUGAUUACAAAGCAUCAGAAGGAAACAUUGUCCAUAAAUCCUCUUUCUCUUUUACUGAUUGUGCCAUCAUAACCGAGACAGUGGAUAGUGUUACAGAGGAUCUAAUUGAUGAAACCGCUCACCAGCUGACGCGUCAGAUUUGCAGUGAGGAAAUUGGCCAACGUCUUUCCCUCUGCUCCUCCAUUGUGGAAGAGAUCGCAGAUGAAGUACUUCAAAGCUUUCUGCAGUCUGCAUUGCGUGAAGUCAUCCAUGCGACUAUUGGGGAUAUUUCCAUUAGAGUAAGUUCUUCAUCUCUAUCUUUACUAGUCGGCUUCUCGAGACGCAAGGAAAAACACAGCUCUCCUACUGUGAUAUUUUUCGGGGACUGCCGAAGGGUUAAGUUGAAGAUUUCAAGUUUAUAUUUGGGUCGUCGGGUUGCGAUUGCUGAAGAGGAGUUGAAAACACUUCACUAG